UUCUCUUUCUUCAAGAAUCUUCUCAGGUCUGCCCGUGCACACAGUUAUUCAAGUUCGAGCUCAGUUUUCAGUCUCAAUCACCAUUUCAAGCUUCGAAGCUUGCCGUUUUUAUUGCUACAAUUGCUUCUUCUGAGUUUUGUUGUAAACUUCAUGAUUAUUGUUACACUGUGUUCAGCUGGAGAUGUCGAAUUUCGCUCCUGCGCUGCUUGUUCUUCUCUUGAUGAUCGGUGGAAGCUACGGAGCGACUGCUCAUUUCGUCUCUGGUCCGCACAUUGCGGACGUGAAUAUACUAUUGCCUCCCAAAAUGACUAAUCCAGUAGAGUAUAGGCUGCAAGGGAGUGAUGGUUGCUUCAAAUGGUCUUGGGAUCAUCAUGAUAUUCUUAAUGUUCUACCAGAAUACAAUGUAAGUAGUCACUGCUCGACAAGUGCUCUGCUGAGAUCUAUUGCUCCUUACAGUGGUCGCAAGGAGACCGCUGUUUAUGCUGCUGAUGUACAAACUGGAAUUGUAAUUCGCUGCAAAGUUUUUAUCGACAAAUUUUCAAGAAUCCAAAUAUUUCACAAUUCUAUCAAACUUGACUUGGAUGGGCUUGCUACACUCCGAGUCCGUGCCUUUGACAGUGAAGAAAAUGUGUUUUCGUCAUUAGUGGGCUUACAAUUUAUGUGGUAUUUGAUUCCUGAAACUGAAGGAUCCUCGCAUCACCUAACUCAUCUCCCCUUGAAGGAUUCUCCUCUUAGUGAUUGUGGUGGGUUAUGUGGAGACUUGAAUAUUCAAAUAAAACUGGAAGAUAGCGGCGUAUUUUCUGAUCUAUUUGUUGUAAGAGGAAUUGAAAUUGGCCAUGAAAUUGUUUCUGUGCAUUUGCUUGAACCAGAUGUUAAGCACAUGGCCGAUAAGAUUGUUCUGACUGUGGCAGAGGCAAUGUCACUUGAUCCUCCCUCACCUGUUUUUGUCCUCGUAGGUGCUACUGUUCGUUACAGUCUUAAAGUUAUUCGUGCCAACAUACCCCAAGUGGUAACAUUACCAUCUCCACACUACCGAUGGUCUUCUUCAAACUCUUCCAUAGCUCAUGUUGCUUCUGACCUGGGUUUGACAAGCGCUCUAAGAUUUGGUGUUACAGCUGUAACUGUUGAAGACACUAGGGUUGUUGGGCACAUUCAAAUGUCAUCAUUAAAUGUUGUCAUGCCAGAAUCUUUACAUUUGUACAUUACUCCUUUGCCUAUCGUCGACGAACCCGUUGAAGGAAUAGAAAGAUCUGUAUCUCUUGCCAAUUGGUAUAUUGUUUCUGGUCGUCAAUAUCUCAUUCAAUUGAAGGUUUUCUCACGUGGACCUGAUGCACAAGAAAUAUACAUUACAGAGAGUGAUGAUGUUCAGUUAUAUGAUAACCAAUCCCAGUUCUUGAGAACUUACCUUUUGACCAAUGAUCUUGUACCAAAACACAAAUGGCGAACUUCAAGAAUUUUGCAAGCAAUUUCAAAAGGACAAGGAAUGCUGACUGCUUCACUGGCUUACUAUGGUAGUGAUUAUGAAACUAAGGAGGUUCUCAAGAUCGUGCAAGAAGUUGUCGUAUGUGAACGUGUAAGAUUCAGCUUGGACGACAGAAAUGGAGUAUCAAGAAGCAUCUUCUUACCUUGGACCCCUUCUGUUUAUCAGGAGGUGUUACUUGAAGCUACUGGUGGUUGUGCUAAGACAUUAAGUGACUACAAGUGGUUUUCGUCGGACAUAAGUGUUGUCACCGUAUCUGCUUCUGGAAUUGUUCAGGCAAAGAAGUUCGGUAAAGCAACUGUUAAAGUGCUGUCUAUUUUUGACUCGUCAAAUUUUGAUGAGGUUGUAAUUGAAGUAGCCCUGCCUGCAUCCAUGGUGAUACUUCCCAGUUUCCCUGUAGAGACUGUUGUGGGAUCAUAUCUUCAAGCAGCUGUCUCAAUGCAGUCAUCAAAUGGUGACUAUUUCUAUCGAUGUGAUGCUUUUAAUUCCCAUGUAAAGUGGAAAGUUGAGAGUGAAUCAUUCAAAAUUCAAAAUAAAACAUGGGAAAUGCCUGUACUAGACGUGGUAGAAAAUGUUGAGCCACGUGGUUUUUCCUACGGCCCUCCUUGUUCAUGGGCUUCUGUCUAUGCUUCUGGUUCUGGUCAUACUGUGCUGCAAGCCACACUAUAUAAAGAACAUCAGCAUUUUGAUCUCUCUUUGCAUGGGCCUAUUUUAUUAAAAGCAUCUGUACAAAUUGCUGCUUAUCCACCUCUCCUUGUUGGGUACAUUGGUGAUGGUAGUCAAUUUGGUGGCUUUUGGGUUGAUCCGACUCCAACAGAAGUUGAUAGUUUGGAAAGUCUGUAUAAGUUACAUCUUGGUCCUGGAACAUGUUCUAAUGUCAUGCUUCGUGGCGGUCCUGAACAUUGGGGUCGAGGUGUUGAAUUUAUUGAAUCUGUUGAGAUUUUGGAUGAAGAUUCUGUUGGCAAGGGCGGAAUUUUUGUGCACCAAAUAUCUGAAAAUUAUGGUUCAUAUCAAAUUCAAUGUCAAAGACUAGGAACCUAUACCCUUCAAUUUAAACGCGGUAAUUUGAUUGGAGAUGGCCAUCCGACACCUGCAAUCGCAGUAGUUCUGGUCUCAGUCAUGUGUGGAUUCCCUUCUUCGAUUGUCUUAAUUGCUGACGAACCUGCGAAUAAAAUUGACGUCAUACGAACUGCAAUUCUAGUUGAUGGGGGUUCAGUGAGACAUCGUGCUGCUCCUGUUACCGUGGCUAAUGGUCGCACUAUAAGAAUAGCUGCAGUUGGUGUUAGUGAUUUAGGAGAGCCUUUUGCAAACUCAUCUUCUCUUCAUUUGAGGUGGGAACUUAGCAGUUGUGGAAGUUUAGCUUACUGGGAUGAGCGGUAUGAUUCAAAGAGGUCUAAGUAUAGUUGGGAGAGAUUUUUGAGAUUGCGAAAUGAAUCAGGAGAGUGCAUUGUUCGUGCAACUGUCACCGGCUUUAGUGACGCUGUGAGGAGAGAUUAUUCUGCCCAGUGGCUUGAUAAUGCAGAUAACCUUUUGACAGAUGCAAUACGUUUACAGCUUGUUUCUACUCUAAGAGUUCACCCAGAGUACAAUUUGCUGUUUUUCAAUCCGGAUCUCAAGGUAAAUAUGUCGAUUACUGGAGGGAGCUGUUUCUUGGAUGCUGUUGUGAAUGAUUCUCGUAUUGUUGAAGUUAUUCAACCUGCUCCAGGUAUACAAUGCCGAGAGUUAGUGUUGUCACCUAAAGGAUUGGGAACUGCGCUUGUGACGGUUUAUGACAUUGGGCUCACUCCUCCACUAUCAUCUUCAGCUGUGGUUCAUGUUUCCGAUGUAGACUGGAUCAAGAUUAUCUCUCAAGAAGAAAUAAGCCUUCUGGAAGAAGGCUUUCAAGUUGUUGAUUUAGCUGCUGGGAUUAGUGAUGGAAGUACUUUUGACUCCUCCCAGUUUGCGUACAUGAAUAUUCUCGUUCAUAUUGAGGAUCAAAUAGUUGAGCUUGUAGACACUGAUGAUUCUAUGAUUACUCGUCAUGGGGUGGUUAAAGCUCCAAGGUUCAAAAUUAAAGCUGUAUCACUUGGGACAACUACUCUUUAUGUGAGCAUUCUACAACAAUCUGGACGUGAAAUAUUAAGCAAACCAAUAAAGAUUGAAGUCUAUGCACCACCAAGAGUUCACCCACAUGAUAUUUUUCUUUUUCCAGGUGCAUCUUAUACGCUCACAGUCGAAGGUGGUCCAACAGUUGGCACAUACGUUGAAUAUGCAAGUUUGGAUAAUGCAAUUGUGAAUGUUCACAAGUCUUCUGGGCUACUUUCGGCAGUUUCAUCUGGGAAAUGUAAUAUCAGUGCGACUUUUUUUCGUUACGGAGGCUCUAUUAUUUGUCGAGCAUAUGGUAACAUUAAAGUAGGAAUUCCGUCCAAUGUGUUGUUGAAUGUACAAAAUGAACAACUAGGUGUUGGGAACGAGAUGCCUAUUUACCCCUUGUUUCCAAAGGGUGAUGUAUUUUCCUUUUAUCAAUUGUGCAAAGGUUAUAGUUGGACUAUUGAAGAUGAAACGGUGUUGAGUUAUAGAUUGUCAGAGCGCCUCAGUGGUAGAGACUUCAAGCCUACUUCAACUGUUCUAGAGGAUGUUCAGUUAAUGAGUUAUAUGAACGAGGAGCUUGGCUUUAUCAAUAUGGUAUAUGGAAGAUCUGCAGGCAUAACAAAGAUUGCUGUAUCGUUCCUGUGUGAAUUCACUUCUGAUUCAAAAAUAGAAACAAAAUUUUUUAAUGCUUCGGCGUCUUUAUCAGUGAUACCUAAUCUUCCCCUUGCUCUUGGAGUUCCAAUCACCUGGAUUCUUCCUCCCUACUACACUUCAAGCAAAGCUUUGCCAGCAUCCUUGGACUCAUAUGGCCACUGGGAGAGUCAGAGCCGAAAAAGAACUAUAACAUAUUCCAUAUUAAGAGGUUGUGGUGAAAAGGAUGAAGAUGCCUGGAAGGAUGCCAUCUCCAUUCACGGGGAAAGAAUAAAGACUGCAGAGAGUAACAAUAUUGCAUGCAUUCAGGCAAAUGAUCGCUCUUCUGGAAGAAUGGAGAUUGCUGCUUGUGUCAGAGUGGCAGAGGUCGCCCAAAUAAGGUUAACAAAUCAGGAAUUCCCUUUCCACGUGAUCAAUCUUGCUGUUGAUACCGAACUUCGUCUUCCAAUUAGCUACUAUGAUUCUCUAGGCAAUCUCUUUCACGAGGCUCAUGAUGUUGUUCUCUUUUACGUGGAAACUAACUACCCAGAUAUUGUUUCUGUUAAUUAUUCGAGAGAAGGCAAUGGAUAUAUUUAUUUGAAGGCAAGGCAACAUGGUAGAGCUCUUGUCCAAGUAUCGAUUGACAAGAAUCCAGAAAAGUCAGACUAUAUAUUGAUUUCAGUUGGUGCGCUAAUACAUCCUCAAGACCCAGUAAUUCUUGUUGGUAGUCAUCUCAACUUCAGUAUAAAAGGUUUCAAUGGUCAACUUUCGGGCCGGUGGACUACAACCAAUGGAAGUGUUUUAUCCGUGGAUAUGCUAUCUGGGAUAGCUAAAGCAGUUGGUCCUGGUUCAACCGAAGUACUAUUUGAAGGUUCGAAUUUGAACUUAAGGACAACAGCAACAGUGCAGACUGGGUACACUCUGUCCGUGGUUGCUCCAGCUGAAAUUUUGACAAAUGUUCCUUUCCCAGCAAAAGGAUAUAACUUCUCUGUGAAUUUCAGUGGCAAACAUGGAACACUUCUAAAUGAUAAGAGAGUCCUGCACGACUGUAGAGUAGACCCUCUCUUUGUUGGGUAUGCAAAGCCAUGGUUGGAUCUUGACAACGACAAUUCGUAUUGCCUCUUUUUUCCUUACUCGCCGGAGCACUUGGCACAUUCAGCCCCCAAGUUGAAGGCCAUGAGACCAGAUAUAUCUGUUACUAUUUAUGCUUCAUCUCGAGAAGGCAGCCAAAUUUCUGGAUCUGCUUCUGCACUUUUUAUUGGGGGCUUCUCUGUUAUGGAGAUGGGCAAGAGUGCAACGCAAUUGAUUCUGACUCCAGACUCGAACAAGACUGUUAUAACUAUCUUGGGGAAUACAGACGUUGAACUUUACUGCCAUGAACGGGAUUUGGUCAUCAUUGGUCCUAUUUCUAAAGAAGAUUCUGGGGUUGGUGGUCAUUCAGAGUAUGAAGUGAAAGCAAUGGGAACGAAGAGAUUCAAAGACAAAAUUAUUAUCACAUUAGCCGCCAACGGCCAGAGAACAGAAAUUGAUGUCUUCUAUGAACCCAGAGAAAAAGAAGUAUCAGUAGGCGCCUUUGGUACAACGACCAUUUGGGCUACAAUACUUGGCUCUCUGUUCUUGCUCAUAUUAACUAUUGCUUUAUUUAUUUGUUUCCUGGACAAGCCUAACAGAGCUCAGCCCUCUCAGCCCUCUCGUCCUGCCACUACUCAUACUCCAACUAUUACAGCACCCGUCACGCCCGAUCGCAGCAGUCCUGUUCUUUCGAAUGAACAGUCUCCUCGAACACCACAACCAUUUGUAGACUACGUAAGACAAACAAUUGACGAGACUCCAUAUUACAAACGUGAGGGAAGACGGAGAUUCAACGUGCAAAAUACCUUCUAGUUUCGUGUCUGCUGUCGAACUUAUUCCGACCCAUUCAACAGGCAUUCUUGUUACUAUGGCUGGAAGAAGAUCUGAACCUCUUGGCGGCUGUUUGGAUCCCACUUUUUAUUGGGCUCCAUUUUCGCACUUUUCUUUGGAGGAGAGGUUCAAGUUUUAUCAUGCGAGUCCCAGAUUUUGGAAUUGUUCUUAUGUUUGAUUAAAAUUAUGGGAUUUGCAAUGUUUUCCAACUCUAAAUCAUUUUCAAAGGAGUAUAUGUUAGAGAUUAGUAUCAUGCUAGAGGAUGAUUGAAUUGUGCUUAGAAUCAGGCUUUCUUAAGUGAUUGUUAAGACUUCUGUACACUCUUUGAUUUGGGUCUUUGUCUGGACUUUGGAACAAUGGCCCUGUACCAUUGGGAACAUUGGGUUACAAAAUUUGUAAAGCUAGUUUGGUUAUUGAUCAAAGCGACUCGAUUGUUGUAGGAGUCUAUGACGUAGAAUCUCUCAUGAAUACAAGUUUACUGACU
Molecule: messenger RNA, 6566 nt
Organism: Cucurbita moschata (crookneck pumpkin)
Lineage: Eukaryota; Viridiplantae; Streptophyta; Magnoliopsida; Cucurbitales; Cucurbitaceae
Product: nuclear pore complex protein GP210
Exons: 36
Coding region: 182-6064 (1960 amino acids)
Source: RefSeq, a predicted model, not a curated record